Molecule: messenger RNA, 2145 nt
Organism: Odobenus rosmarus divergens (Pacific walrus)
Lineage: Eukaryota; Metazoa; Chordata; Mammalia; Carnivora; Odobenidae
Gene: ACADVL
Product: acyl-CoA dehydrogenase, very long chain
Exons: 20
Coding region: 67-2034 (655 amino acids)
Molecular function (GO): very-long-chain fatty acyl-CoA dehydrogenase activity; fatty-acyl-CoA binding; flavin adenine dinucleotide binding
Source: RefSeq, a predicted model, not a curated record
AGACUUUAGCGGACCGCCUGACCGCGGUAGGUCCGCGCUCGGGUCAGCUGCCGGAGCGGUUCGGAGAUGCAGGCGGCCCGGAUGGCCCCGAGCGUGGGGCGGCAGCUGCGGAGGCUGGGGCUCGGAAGAUCGCCGCCCCGUGCGCUCCUGUGGCAGCCCCCGCCCGGUCCGGCCCGCCGACCCUAUGCCAGCGGGGCCGCUCAGGCCGUUGUGGAGAAGUCCGAUUCCUUCCCCCCCGAGGCUUCGACCAGGGAGAAACAGGCCAAGGCGGAAUCGAAGUCCUUUGCUGUGGGGAUGUUCAAGGGCCAGCUCACCACCGACCAGGUGUUUCCCUACCCGUCUGUGCUAAACGAGGAGCAGACACAGUUUCUCAAAGAGCUGGUGGGGCCGGUGUCCCGUUUCUUCGAGGAGGUGAACGAUCCUGCCAAAAAUGACAUGAUGGAGAAGGUGGAGGAGACCACCAUGCAAGGCCUCAAGGAGCUGGGGGCCUUUGGUCUGCAAGUGCCCAGCGAACUGGGUGGUGUGGGCCUCUGCAACACGCAGUACGCCCGCUUGGUGGAGAUCGUUGGCACACAUGACCUUGGCGUGGGCAUCACCCUGGGGGCCCAUCAGAGCAUUGGCUUCAAAGGCAUCCUCCUCUUUGGCACAAAGGCCCAGAAAGAAAAAUACCUCCCCAAAUUGGCAUCUGGGGAAACCAUAGCUGCCUUCUGUCUAACCGAGCCCUCCAGUGGUUCCGACGCAGCCUCCAUCCGAACUUCAGCCGUGCCCAGCCCCUGUGGGAAAUAUUAUACCCUCAAUGGAAGCAAGAUUUGGAUCAGUAACGGGGGCCUGGCAGAUGUAUUCACGGUCUUUGCCAAGACACCAGUCACAGACGCAGCCACGGGGGCCGUGAAGGAGAAGAUCACAGCUUUCGUGGUGGAGCGGAGCUUUGGAGGUGUCACCCAUGGGCCCCCUGAGAAGAAGAUGGGCAUCAAGGCCUCGAACACGGCAGAGGUGUACUUUGACGGAGUACGGGUGCCGUCAGAGAACGUGCUGGGCGAGGUGGGGGGCGGCUUCAAGGUCGCCAUGCACAUCCUCAACAAUGGAAGGUUCGGCAUGGCUGCGGCCCUUGCGGGCACCAUGAGGGGCAUCAUUGCUAAGGCGGUGGACCAUGCUGCUAAUCGUACCCAGUUUGGGGAGAAAAUUCACAACUUUGGGCUGAUCCAGGAGAAGCUGGCCCGGAUGGCUAUGCUACAGUACGUGACUGAGUCCAUGGCUUACAUGGUGAGUGCCAACAUGGACCAGGGAGCCACGGACUUCCAGAUCGAGGCCGCCAUCAGUAAAAUCUUUGGCUCGGAGGCAGCCUGGAAGGUGACCGAUGAGUGCAUCCAGAUUAUGGGCGGCAUGGGCUUCAUGAAGGAGCCUGGGGUAGAGCGUGUUCUCCGAGACCUUCGCAUUUUCCGGAUCUUCGAGGGGACCAACGACAUUCUCCGGCUGUUUGUGGCUCUGCAGGGCUGUAUGGAUAAAGGCAAGGAACUUUCUGGAAUUGGCAAUGCUCUAAAAAAUCCCUUUGGGAAUGCCAGCCUCCUGCUAGGAGAGGCAGGCAAACAGCUGAGGAGGCGGGCAGGGCUGGGCAGUGGCCUGAGUCUCAGUGCUGUCAUCCACCAGGAGCUGAAUCGGAGCGGAGAGCUGACAGUGAAGGCUCUGGAGCAGUUUGCCGCUGUGGUGGAGGCCAAGCUAAUAAAACACAAGAAGGGGAUCGUCAAUGAACAGUUCGUGCUGCAGCGCCUGGCAGACAGUGCCAUUGACCUCUAUGCCAUGGUGGUAGUUCUGUCCAGGGCCUCAAGAUCCCUGAGCGAGGGCCACCCUACAGCCCAGCACGAGAAGAUGCUCUGUGACAGCUGGUGUAUCGAGGCGGCAGCCCGGGUCCGGGAGAACAUGGCUGCUCUGCAGUCUGACCCACAGCAACAGGAGCUGUUCCGUAACUUCAAGAGCAUCUCCAAGGCCUUGGUGGAGCGAGGUGGCAUGGUCACCAGCAACCCCCUGGGCUUCUGACCGCUCCCCGCCACCAGGGCCUGGCCUGGCACAUGCCUUCUUGAGCCCAGCGCCCCCCACAAGUCCUGGUUCUGCCUUAAAGAGGGCCUGGCCCAGCGCCCCGCUGCUCUC